UCCAAGUGAGCUAAAUGUUGCAGACAUUACAUCAAGAGGAGCAUGUCCUGAGCACCUCCAAGAGGACUCACAGUGGCAAAAUGGACCAAAAUUUUUGUUGCAACCUAUUGACCAAUGGCCAAAAAGAUCUGCCAAAGACAUUGCUAUAAGUGCAAAGGAAGGGGUUGAAAAACUCCAAAGAAAAGCUUUCUCAGCAGUAAUAACUAGAGCACAGUCUAAGCAAACUACAGAAACAUUGUGUGAUGAGGAGAUGACAAAGAAUGCUCUAAAAGCUACAAAGUGUAAGGAAAGGGACAGGGAGCUCAAAAUCUCACCUCUUACAUUCAUUGCCAAGCAGUUAAUUCAAGAGAGAAGAUACAGCAGUCUUUCUAAACUAGUCAGAGUUAUUGCAUGGGUGAGAAGAGCUGUUGAAAACUGGAAACUCACUUUAGAAAGUCACCAUAGUGGCAGAAAAGUGAAAAAAAAAAAUUUCAACAGACAUCAAACAAUUAACCAUCCAUCCCGGGCUUAGUAUUAAAGAGUGUGAGAAUGCACUGAGAGAGGUUUUUCUGGCUGCACAAGAGAAUACCUCAUUUCAUGACACAACUUUAAACAGACUAGUUGUGUUUAAAGAACAAGAUUCUGGACUUCAGGUCUGUGGGGGUCGUAUUCAAUCCUUUAAUGAAGACAAAAGAGCUGUUCCCAUUUUACCAUAUGACUCAUGGGUAUCCAUAUUGGUUGCUCUUGAAGCUCAUGAAGUAAAUCAUGAAGGCAUUGCUGGAACAUUACUGCAGAUGAGGAAAAAAGCAUGGGUGGUCAGAGGCAGAAGAUUGGCUAAAAAAGUUGUGGAUAACUGUGUGACGUGCCGGAAAAUCAGGGCAAAAAGAUGCGAACAGAUAAUGGGUGAUCUUCCACCAGAACGAACACUGCCUGCCAGACCAUUUGAGUUUACUACUAUUGAUCUAUUUGGACCUUAUGAAGUGAGGGAUGAGGCCCGGAAAAGAGUUAAACUGAAAGUGUGGGGCAUCAUCUUCUGUUGCAUGUCAUCUAGAGCUAUUCACACAGAUCUUGUAAGCGAUCAGUCAAGUGAAGGCUUUUUGUUAGCAUACCAAAGAUUUACAGCCUUAAGAGGACAUCCAAGGAAGUUAUGGUCAGAUGGCGGAAAAAACUUUAUUGGAGCUAAACCUGUCCUGGUUGAUCUUUAUCUGUUUUUGGACCAACUAAACAAAGAGCAAAUUCAACAUGAAGCUUUGGAACAUGGAACUGAAUGGAGCUGGAAAAUACACCCUGCAGACUCCCCCCAUAGGAAUGGGGCAGCAGAAGCAGCUGUAAAGAUAGUCAAACAAGCAUUGCACAAUCUAGGAUCAGAUGGAGUUUUUACAUGGAGUGAAUUCCAAACAUUCCUGUAUAUGGCAGCUAAUCUGGCUAAUGAAAGACCAAUAGAUGCAAGAACUCAAAGUCGAGAAGAUUGCAUAAGCUACAUCACGCCAAACUCUCUGCUGCUUGGAAGAACUGAUCUAAAAAGUGAUAACUGUGGAUUUGACUUUAAAAGUUAUCCACUCAAGAGAUUAAAGUUCAUUCAAACAGAAGUGGACAGAUUCUGGAGAAAAUGGAGUCAACUAGCUGGACCAAAUUUGUUUGUCAGAAGUAAAUGGCAUUCAAAGAAGCGAAAUGUUGCUGUCGGAGAUAUUAUUUGGCUUGCAGACCAAAAUGCUUUAAGAAGUCAGUACAAACUUGGCAGAGUGAUCAGUGUAAACAGUGACGGAAAGGGGACUGUAAGAGAUGUACAUGUACGAACUUAUCCAAGUUACCCUGUACCACUUGUGAGAGCUAGAGAACAAACGAGGAGGACGAGGAAGGAACUUCAAAUGAAGAUACCCUCAACAAUACUUCACAGAGAUGUAAGGCGCAUUGUUGUGUUAUUGCCAAUAGAAGAGCAAGAAAACCCUACUGGGACAAGAUCUGGUGAAGAGAGAGAGGCGUGACCUCCUUGGGUUCAAAAAACCAGGAGCUCAAGUGGGAGGUGUCAAGUUAAACAGCAAAUGGUGUAUUUGUAUGAGUGCAAUACCAUCUCCACCCAGCUGGCACGUGGCUCACAGAAAAUCAAGCACACCCGUCUCUCCCACUCAGGCCUUCAGGAGCCUAUAAAGCAACUCAGCACACCUGUGUUUGAGAUAAUCUCUACAAACAAAGAUCUCAUCUUCAAGCUCCUGCAGAACACCACUGGUUUUCAACCUGCUCAGGUGUCAUGAAAGAACAGUGAUUUAAA
Molecule: messenger RNA, 2248 nt
Organism: Xiphophorus couchianus (Monterrey platyfish)
Lineage: Eukaryota; Metazoa; Chordata; Actinopteri; Cyprinodontiformes; Poeciliidae
Exons: 2
Coding region: 774-1964 (396 amino acids)
Biological process (GO): DNA integration
Molecular function (GO): nucleic acid binding
Source: RefSeq, a predicted model, not a curated record